AUGACAAGCUCACUCAAUAUCAAUUUUAUUAACAGCAUUCUCACACGAGCAAGCUCAUAUGGUCUGACAAUUGGUAUUUACACAAACUACAACGAAUGGAAUCAGAUUACCGGAGCAGCUUCCAUUAGCAACGCCAUGCUUUGGUACUGGAGCACAUAUGGCAGCGGAGUGUCGAACGAGACUCCAGCCAACUACAAUGACUUCGUCAGUUUCGGAGGAUGGUCCUACCCAUCUGCCAAGCAAUUCGGUCAAGUUGAAUCCGUCUGUGGAUUAACUGUGAACAGAGACGUCUUCACUUCAUCAUCAGUACCAGUUGCUGGUAUGGCCAGGCGUGAGAAGUCUGAUAGCAUCAUCGUUGGUGGCCUGGGUCUCGGAGGUGCUGCUUUCACCGGAAAAGCUGAAAUUCAAACAGUAGUCGUGUAUAGCAAUAAAUAUUUAUUGGUGGUUCGAAAAUUAUUGUCAGGAAAGGAUAUCAGGGGACUACAGUACUUAAUAGUUUCACUACAAAAGCGAAAGAUGUCUGUCGUGUCGAAAGAUGUCGAAAACGUUCAAAACUUGCUCACAGCAAAAAAAACAAUGGUAACGCAGGCUUGGCUAUUUUGUUUUAUGUGA
This is a messenger RNA of Cooperia oncophora, 612 nucleotides long. The record is from the annotation of a GenBank genome assembly. NCBI's taxonomy places the organism in Eukaryota, Metazoa, Nematoda, Chromadorea, Rhabditida, Trichostrongylidae.